Zophobas morio is the source of this 1761-nucleotide messenger RNA. Its product is annotated as medium-chain acyl-CoA ligase ACSF2, mitochondrial-like. The transcript is spliced from 8 exons. NCBI's taxonomy places the organism in Eukaryota, Metazoa, Arthropoda, Insecta, Coleoptera, Tenebrionidae. Gene Ontology annotation, biological process: fatty acid metabolic process. Bases 28 to 1734 code for a protein of 568 amino acids. Gene Ontology annotation, molecular function: medium-chain fatty acid-CoA ligase activity. The record is from RefSeq and is a predicted model, not a curated record.
UUAACUAACAACACUAAAUCAGUGAAAAUGUUUUCAAAAGGAGACGUUUCGAAAAGUUUAGAAGCAUCUAAAAAACCUAGUUAUAUACACCACAUAGGUGAACAACCUCUAAAAUAUAUCACAAUCGGGCGACUUUUGGCAGAAGCAGCCAACAAAUUCGGCCAACGAAAGGCCAUCAUUUCAGUCCAUCAGAAUAAAUUUUUGACGUUCUCUGAUCUUUUACAGAAGGCUGAUAAAUUGGCAGCAAGUUUGAAAAUACUAAAUUUGGAGAAAAAUGACCGUUUGGGAAUAUGGGCUCCGAAUUUGAUGGAAUGGUACGUCACCAAGAUGGCGUGCGCACGAGCUGGUCUGAUUUCGGUAUGCGUAAAUCCUGUUUUUGAAGCCUCGGAAAUCCAAUAUUGUAUCAACAAAACUGAAAUGAAGGCUUUGGUGUGUGCUGAUAAAUUUAAGCACCAUGAUUACUACGAGACUUUGUUAACUGUGGCCCCAGAACUGGACCAGUGCGACCCUGGCAAACUUCAAAGUAAAAAAGUGCCAUCUCUUAGAACAGUUAUUCGCAUCAGCAAGGAAACUAAAAGAGGUACUUACAAUUUUCACGAAAUUUUGGAUCUAGUUGCUGACACUGAAAUCGCUGCAGUACAAAAACUGCAACACAGAAUCAGUCCAGAUGAUGGCUGCAGCCUUUAUUUGACUUCAGGAACCACUGGACAACCAAAAGCGGCUUUAGCAACCCACUUCAAAAUGGUGAAUAAUGGGUUUCUAUUAGGAAAAAGACUAGAACUAGCCAGCAAGCCUCACACAAUUUGUGUACAGCUACCACCUUUUCAUAUUUAUGGUACCCUCGCUGGAAUCGUGGCGUCGUUACAUCACGGUAGUACCAUAGUUUUACCAACAGAUGGGUACCAAUCCGAUAAAACUUUCGACGCAAUCAAAAACGAGAAGUGCACGGUGAUUGUUGGAACUCCUACAAUGUUUGUAGAUCUAACUGAAACUCGACAAAAACGAAAAGAAUCUAUAUCUGCAGAGAUAGCUGUCUUAGGUGGUGCCCCAAGCUCACCACAUCUGCUACAACAGAUUAUAGAAAUCUUAAAUAUUCCUAAAAUUCAUUCGGUCUAUGGUCUAACAGAAUGUGUUGGAUCAGUGUUUCAAUCAGUGCCAACAAAAUCUACAGAAAAGUGUCCAAUACUUGUGAACUAUUUACAAGAACAUAUGGAGGCUAAAGUCAUUGAUGAAAAUGGUAGUGUGGUACCUUUUGGUACUCCUGGAGAACUAUGCGUACGAAGUUAUAGUAACAUGUUGGGUUACUGGAAUGACGAAAAGAAAACUAAUGAUAUGUUAGGGCUAGACGGUUGGCUUAGAACUGGAGACCAAUUCACUCUUGAAGAAGAUGGAAGUGGACAAGUGGUCGGACGAAUAAAAGAUGUGAUUAUACGAGGAGGAGAAAAUGUGUUUCCAAAAGAAAUCGAAGAAUUUCUGAUCACACAUCCAAAUAUUUUGGAAGUGCAUGUGGUUGGUACACCACAUAAAAGGCUAGGGGAAGAAGUGUGUGCGUGUGCGAGAAUUAAACCACAAUCAAAUUUAACCCUUGAAGACAUCGUAACUUUCUGUAAAGGAAAGUUGGCGUAUUUCAAAAUUCCCACGAGGAUGGAAAUUUUCGACAGUUUUCCUCGAACAGCUGGAGGGAAAAUCCAGAAACUUAAACUUCAAGAAAUGCUGUAUGAACGAAAUUUUUAAAGAAAAUUUGUAAUGGUAUUUUGUUAU